Peniophora sp. CBMAI 1063 is the source of this 2274-nucleotide messenger RNA. Lineage: Eukaryota; Fungi; Basidiomycota; Agaricomycetes; Russulales; Peniophoraceae. The record is from the annotation of a GenBank genome assembly.
AUGUCUUCUCUCCUCCUGCAGUUCUUGAGACUGAUAUCAGCAUCCUGCGGCAGAAUACUCAGAAUCAUAUUCAAGCCUCUGAACUUCAUUCUUGAUUAUCUUCGGAAACGUCGUCUCAUCUCGAACCGGCGUUCUCUUGAAGAGCCCGGCUUUUGGAAGAAAGUAUGGAAUAUAGGCCAUUCAGCGGCGCUCAGUAUCAGCAAACCUUUCUUUGGAGAUGCAUCGCUUGAGAAGACCAACCCGAUCACAUCGGGAGAGUACCACGCCCCUCUUCAUGCGCUCAUUAUUGGCAUCGACGUCUACGACUCACAUCGCAUUGUACCACUGCGCGGCGCCGUUUCGGACGCUGACGCUAUAGAUGACUAUAUACGCAAAAGCCUGCACGUUCCAGACAAUCAAAUAGUGAAUCUGCGCAACAAGGCGGCGACACGACGCGCGAUCAUUCGAGAACUCGAGGCUCUGACGCGAAACCCGGCGAUCCAGAAAGACGAUCCCAUCCUCAUCUUCUUCGCCGGACAUGGUACAUCCGCCAAAGAACCUCCUGGAUGGGAUGGCGGCCACGAUAAGAUCUCCAUGCUCGUCUCUUACGACUGCUUCAGUCACGACGAGAAAGGCGAACCUGUCCUCCCCAUCCCGGACCGGACCCUCGGCGGCCUUUUACACGUAAUGGCGGAGGGAAAUAAGGAACGCGGUAUUGAGGGGAAGGGCAACAAUAUUACCGUGAUCUUCGACUGCUGCCACUCAGGCUCUGGGACGCGCGACCCCGAAUUCGCUCCGAUGUGUCUGGAGCGGGGCUUCGAGAUAGAAGAGGGAGGCUUAAUACCCCCCUCCUUGGACGAAGCUGUCUGGGGUAAGCUUCCAAAGGGUCGUGCUCUCAAAGUAGUAUCCGGCUUUGCACAGUUUGGGCUGAAUUCACACGUUCUUUUGGCCGCCUGCAAAGAGGACGAGAAGGCUCACGAAGAGAACCAUCGUGGCAAGUUCACCGGCGCGUUGCUCCAUGUUCUGCGCCAAGUUGAGGCCCAUAAGCUCUCUUACAAGGAGCUCAUGGAGCGCAUAACUGAAACCAUGAAGGAUCAGACCCCGCAAUGUGAAGGGCGCUACAUCAACCGACUCCUUUUCAACGCACUUGCCCCGAGCACGCCACGUGUGCUCUAUACAAUCACCCAGAACGGAGAGAAAUACACCAUCGACGCCGGCUCUGUACACGGCUUGACGAGUGGCGAUCAAUUCGCUAUCUAUGCUGACCGUGAUUUCACCUCUCAGGACGCCCCUCUGGCUACCAUGAUAGCCGAUGUCGUGGGUUCAUUCAGCGCCGCUCUUGUCUUCAUCUUGGAUGACCCUCCUGAACUUCCCAUACCUUGCUUUGCACUCCAAACCGGCACCGGGGAAGCGAAUGCGCUUCGCCUGUACAUGCCCCAGUCGACUGACACUCAUUCAGUCUUACACACUGUACGGGCUGAGCUGAGUGGGGCCAAAUAUUCCGCUAUUCUUCGUGACGAUGAGACGCAGGCCGACUUCAGCGUCUACGAAUCUGAUGGACACGUCGAGUUCUUUGUGAACGACUCCGUGAUCAAGUCAUUCGGUUUACAGAAGCUGUACCAAACCAUAGAUGCGGACAGUCGCUACGUACACACCAUCUUGCGCGCCGCGGCGCACUUCUUCCGCCACUUCAACCGGUCUCCGGAUCUCUCCUUACUCCGCGCCAACCUCUGCGUGGAGGUUCACGAGCUGAGGAGGGACGAGGAAGCAGAACUCGACUCUUACUUGCGCGUUCCGUACAAGACCUACGGGGAAAACCUGAACCAGGACAACAUCGUGAACGUCGUAGCCGACGAUCAAACCGCCUACGGAGUCACUAUAACUAGCAAAGUCCCACUGCCCCUUCACGUCUGGGCUUUCUACUUUGACUGUAGCGACCUAUCCAUCUCGGACUACUAUCAACCGCCGGCUGCUGGAUUUCGCGGCGAGGCUGGACUCCCUGCUCAAGGACAGCUUACGAUUGGCUAUGGGGCGGGAGGGGGACAACCCUUCAAGUACUACUUGCGACCGGAUCAAGGCAUGGACGUCGGCUUCAUCAAGCUCUUCAUCUCAACGAUGUCGGUCGAUCUCUCAAGCGUCGUGCAGCCCACGCCGUUUCUGAAUCUGGGAGCUGACGGACGGGGAAGUCGGGAAGUGCCAAUCCCGAUGGUCGAGGAUACCUGGGACACCAUCGUGAUUGCUGUGAUCCAACGUGGCACACCGAGACCCGACCGUAGUACUCGCUAUACUAUCUGA